GCAGUCGGGUUGACUAACUCAGUUCUGAUUGUGCUACUGGUCCCUUUGCAGCGAGCCAGGCCCUGCCAUCACGGUUGGCUUCAGUUGACCCGUGUCCUCCACAAAAAACAAAAAAUAACGCCGAACUAUUAGAUCAAACAUCCAAUAGACUGGUAAACCUUAAAGUGCUGCAGUACACGUACUAUACACCGGAAAUCUUUACGGUGGAGGAGAGAAAUAAAAUUUAAAAAAACAGUGAAAUUGUGUGUCUCGAUUACUCAAUUUUUAGUGAAGGGAGAGGCGCGUGCGGAGAAAUCAAGAACAACAGUGGGACAAAAAAAAAGCUUGAAAAAAAGGGUCCGAUGCAAAAUGGAAUUGUCCGUCGACGGAUGAGCGGUCGAAUUCGAUGACAAUCGGUUUUUGACGGCCCUCGUCUACGUGUGUCUUCGUGUGUACAGCUCUGGCAAGUGGCAACCGAUCAAACGCGGCAUUAUAUUGCACCCUGGACAAAAAUUGGACGUCUCCCGCAGCUGACUGACUGACUGCUGCGAGUAAGCCCAUUGCGCUCAACAUGUGACGGCUAGAAAAAGAAAAAAGGGAAAAUAGAUUGGCCGUUCAACGCACAAAGUACCUGCAGAGUUCUCUGGCUGACGCAAUAAACAUCAACGGUCACGUCGUCUAUUACGUUCGACUGAGAAAGAAGACUGGACCGUUCCAAAGAAUCUAUACGAGUGCACUCGAGGUGUGGUUCUGCAAAAACCUCGAAACUUGAACGCUAUAUAGCGACAUGCGAGUGUAAUUUUCAAAAUAAAUCUAUUUUCCAAAAUAUUUUUGAAGAACAAAAAAAUUUGGAAGACGGAAACCAUGUUGAAAUCCAGUCAAAGUGAAGCAUCGGAGUCGAGGCUCGGUUUCAAGAAAGUUCGAUUCGUGACCAUCACGUUCGCUUUCACCUGGAUAACCCUCAGUAUGGCACAAGGGAAGUCUUCGAUCUCAGUCAAAGUUCCCGUGACUGCUGGGAUCUGGCGGGGUGAUGAUGGAUUGAAUCCCGACGGCAGUUCGCCAGCCGCCCAGCAGCAGCAGCAGCAGCAGCAGCAGCCAUGGUCAUCGGCUAAUGCGAUGCAGCUCCCGACACAACUACCCGGACCAAUGCUGCAGAGUGAAUGGAACGUUGACAGCAGCGUGCAGACUGUCAAACGGAUGAAGCGGCGCCACGAGCCACGAAUCGUAGAUCUUCCUUUGCUGGCCGCCGGAAAGGUUGCGGCGGAGGUCAGCGGAGUUGACCCUAUCGCCCAAGUCGUUCCCUCAUCUUCACUGGCCAUCAGCAAACCUUAUUUCGAAGCCACUUGGCCGACCAACGUCUCUGUCGUUCUCGGACAGCCGGCCGUACUCAAGUGUCGCACGAGGCUCCUCGGUGAUCGAAUGUUGUCAUGGAUCCGCCAGAGAGAUCUCCACGUUUUGACGUCGGCGUUGGUCAGCUACACAAGUGACGGCCGCUUCAGCGUUCACCAUCAGCCAACUAGUGAUGAUUGGGAGCUCAGAAUCUCGACAGUUCAAGCUCGCGACGCCGGGUUCUACGAGUGUCAAGUCAACACAGAACCCAAAAUCAACUGGCCGGUUCAUCUACAAGUUCAUACCGGGCAGGCACAAAUAGCUGGCCCGUCCGAGGUGCACGUUCGGCAAGGCAGUACAUUAUCGCUGACUUGUUCGCUGCGGGGAACCAUCAUUGGGCAAGAUUCUAACCUCUCUUGGUAUCACGACGACCAACCGGUGUUACUCGAAACGGCUCGAAACUCACUUUCUCUGGCGACUGAACGAAGUGAACAUUUCAUUUCGUCCCGAUUUCUAUUGCCUCGCGCCUCAGCUGUCGAUGGUGGAAAUUACACUUGCCGUCCCUCCGAAGCUUUGCCUGUUUCUGUCCUCGUCCACGUCCUGAGCGGAGAACAUCCAGCGGCAAUGCAACACGGCAACCGCAGCGGUGGAGGUGGUUCCUGCUUACCCAACACGGUGCAGGUCAUGUCCAUAUUAUGUCUAACUUAUUGGACACUACACUGGCUCGGCAGCAUCCAAUUUCUCAUGACAAGAUGAUCGGCCCAUUACACAGCACCUCACCUCUACCUUUAAUUGAUUCUGGAUGUGUAUAGAGCGUCCUAAUAUAAAAAGAAUGGAUCACAAAACAAAACAUAUUACAUCUAUAAUCUUUUGUCUUAGUGUCGUUUUCUUUUUCUAUGCUGUUAUUUUAAAGGCAGAUAUUCAAAUUUAUUAUGAUUGAUCGAAUGCGAAAAUAUUGCUGGAGUGAAUGUUCUUGUGUUUUUCAAGAGUUUUUUUGUUCUUAACUAAACAAAUUUCCGACUCAAAUGCGUAAUACACACAAGUGGUGUAUUUAUCAA
Molecule: messenger RNA, 2366 nt
Organism: Daphnia pulicaria
Lineage: Eukaryota; Metazoa; Arthropoda; Branchiopoda; Diplostraca; Daphniidae
Exons: 7
Coding region: 844-2064 (406 amino acids)
Biological process (GO): synapse organization
Cellular component (GO): neuron projection membrane
Source: RefSeq, a predicted model, not a curated record